Fusarium odoratissimum NRRL 54006 is the source of this 3215-nucleotide messenger RNA. RefSeq lists its product as uncharacterized. Gene Ontology annotation, cellular component: Golgi apparatus. Bases 774 to 2717 code for a protein of 647 amino acids. Gene Ontology annotation, biological process: endocytosis; intra-Golgi vesicle-mediated transport; endoplasmic reticulum to Golgi vesicle-mediated transport. NCBI's taxonomy places the organism in Eukaryota, Fungi, Ascomycota, Sordariomycetes, Hypocreales, Nectriaceae. Gene Ontology annotation, molecular function: protein binding; GTPase activator activity. The transcript is spliced from 3 exons. The record is from RefSeq and is a predicted model, not a curated record.
ACGAAAUUUCCAUCUACCUCUAGUUAUGUUGACCUGCUUUUUAUUUUCCCCUUUUUAUUCCUGGGCUCUGAAUUCAUGUUCAAUCUCACAGUAAAUCACUGAAACGCUGAGCCAGAGUGUGGCAAGUGCUUCUUCCCGCACCUGCAUCCCGCCCGUCUCAAGGCACCUACCGCUGUGACCUGAAUCGCACGGCGCAACAGAAAGGAAGUACCCUUUCUUGGUCAACUUUCAUCUUUUCAUCUCCUUCUUUUCAAUUUCAUCAACGACUUGAACCGCCUCGCAUCGCAUUGCAUCGUUUCUUCUUUGUCCCUCCUUUCGCCUGCAUUGUUGGUAAUUAAGUGCUUUUCUUCAUCCGCGACAUCUACUUGACAUAAUUCUUUGCUUCUUUCUGCUGCCCGUCGACAACCCCCGUCCCGGUCUCCGGCCUCCGUACUCCAGACCCCGAUCACCGCACUUGUCCUGCACGAGCCCUACGAACGACUCGAGACGGUUACACUGCGAGACAGGUUCCUUUGCUACUGCACAUCUUCUAGAGAUCACCGAAAACUUGAUCUGUUAAGACCCGCCACCAUGUCGAGUAUCAUGAGCAAGCGCCAGCAGGCGCGGAACGAAAAGGCCCUGCAGGAUCUUGUGCAGAACACCCCGGGCAAUAAUAUGUGCGCUGACUGCCACGCGCGUAAUCCAGCUUGGGCAUCAUGGAGUGUACGGCCCCCCACUACAUACGGGAACUGAUCCAAUACUAAUAUGUUUGUUAGUUGGGCGUUUUCCUAUGCAUGAGAUGUGCUGCAAUUCAUCGAAAGUUGGGUACUCACAUCUCCAAAGUAAAGUCCUUGAGCAUGGAUAGUUGGACCAACGAGCAAGUUGACAACAUGCGAAAGGUCGGAAACAUCACAUCCAACAACAUUUAUAACCCCGAGCAUCGCAAACCUCCCGUCCCGGUCGACGCUGACGAAGCGGAUUCUGCUAUGGAACGAUUUAUCAGACAGAAAUAUAUGAAUAAUACUGUCAGUGGAACGGGAAAGCCUAGAUCUCCUCAUAUAGGCGAAGGGACUCCUCCACCACUGCCGCCUAAGAACUCGAAGUUCGGAUUUCGAUCAGCUUCAUCUAUUUUCCCUCUGUCGUCCAAGUCGAAGAAGGACUCCAAAACCAUUACAGCUGCGCAAGGUGGACGUAGCGAGUCUCCAAGACCCCCUAAUAAACCAUCAAAAGUGUUCGGCGCCACCUUAGAUCUUGAUCAACCGGAUGACAUGGAGCAAAAGCUGGCUAGGCUACAAGACAUGGGAUUUCAGGACGCCAAACGCAAUGCUCUGGUGUUGAAAGGUGUUAAUGGCAACAUUGAACGAGCGAUUGAGACUCUUGUGCGAUUGGGUGAGGGUAGUGGCCGGCCCUCACCUCUUCCCACCCCUUCACCUCGGGAACAGACUCUGCGAACAUCAAGGUCUUUGACGCCCCUGACACCGAGUUCUGGCGGGCUGGGACUCGGCGCAGGUCUCAGCGUUCCCGCCCGUUCAGCUACGGACCGUCCCACUACUCCAUCAAGUGCUUCGACAAACCCGUUUGAUAACUUAGGAACGGCUCAGCCCCAGACGGCCCAGUCGACGGGAAGCCUUCAUAACCGGAACCCGUACGGCCAGACAAACCCAUUCGGCGUGCCAGCCGCUCAACAGCAACAACCGACAGAUGCGUUCAGCCAGGCAUUCCAAAACAUGUCUCUCUCCCCCCAACAGCCUCUGUUCCCUCACCAUACUGGAGGACCAGCACCACAGCAAGCACCACAGGCGACAGGAUACCAACAAGUGGCUCCAUCAGCGCCAACAACCCCAAGUGGCUUCUCAACUCUGGGCUUCAGUAACAACAUGACAUACCCACAGCCUGUCCAAGCGCAGGCGACUGGGUAUAAUCCCUUUCUAGCGAACACCGCAGGUGCAAUACAGCAACAGCCGCAACAAGGGUCCAAUCCCUUCCCUCAAGUCAACACCAACCAAGCACCUGCUGGAUACAAUCCGUUCGCUCGAUCCCCAACUCGAAUCGCAUCGCCAAGCCUUGGUCAGAUACCAGAGCAAACGCAGAGUUCGUUUCAAAACUCAUCUGUUUAUCAGGGAUCUGCCGUGUAUCAGAGCCCAGCUCCUUUGAGCCCCCCAGAAACAAGCACGAACCCUUUUUUUGCAAAUGCUGGUCAGCCUGUGGCGCAAACAAGUCAACAGGUCUUUGUGCAACAACCUGUCGUGCAACAGAUGCAGAGUCAACCCCAAGCAAGCCACAACCCCUUUGCCCAGCAGCAGCCUCAAAUGUACCAGCAGCAGCAGUUUUACCAACCUCAGAGACCAGACAAGGCCUCGAUCAUGGCUCUUUUUAAUAACUACCCUCAAACGGUACAACAACAGCCAGGUGCGGCCGCGGCUCAGCCUUCAUACCAGGUUCAGCAGGCCACACAAUAUACCCAGCAGCCAACCAUCCCAGAAAACCAGCCCCUGCAAGCUCCAAUGGCACCUGUGCAGCAGCAACCAAGUGUGCCUCAGCAUCUAUCAUCUAGCACAAACCCUUUCAUGAGUGGUGCACCUUCUUCUGGCGUCGCUGGUAACCCAAAUGCUGCGACCACUUCAGACCCAUUUGCUGCAAGGAGCAGAGAGAGCAUGAACCUUGGCCUUGACCUUGCGUGGACAAAUGGGCGACACAGCCCAGAUGCAUUCGCAAGCCUCAGUGCACGACAUGGAUGAUGGUACGAGACUAGAGGCAGUAUUGGAAUACGAUAUGUUCAGGAUAGUACAAAUGUGACACGGGAGAUGUGAAGUACACUGUAUGAUAGUAUUAACGUUGGUUCUGGUUGAUUAUUGGGACUAUGUUAUUGCCAUUUGGCUAUAGUCUUUCUUUUAUGUACUCCAGAGCAGGGUGGUUGAUAGGGACUGGUCAGGAUUGCUGGGGUAUGGCAAACCGGCCUUGACCGAGCAAUUGAGGGUUGAAAGACGGCAUUGAGGAUAACAUGGCAUAAUGGUGCGUAUAGACGGAGGGACAGACGAUAAUAGACUUGCUGAGGUAGUCAGCGGUGGCUCAAGCAUUAAGGGAGUACGGAUGCGAUAUUCCUCCUCCUAUGGCAUUGGCUGUUGCUGAGUCAACUAAUUUGAGCUUUGGCAUUUUUGCGAGUAAAAUGGCUCUGUCGAAAAUGCCGUCUCUUCAUGAUACUGUUCAUGAGUGUCAAACUCUGUUGGACUGUCUCC